AUGGAGAAGAGCAGCAGAAUUCGCAGUUCGCGGUGUCGUAUCGCGACGUUCGUGUGUCUGAUCGUUGUCGUCCUUGCCGUCGUCGAGGCGGCGGUGAUCGAACGCGAACGACGGGAGUUCGUCCUUCCUGACUGGAUCGAGAUCGUCGACGAGCCUGUCGCGGAGAACUCGAAGACCAUUCAAAGGGCGGUUAGGGUGAGGGACGAGAAGGUGACCUACGAUGGCGCUCAGGUGUGGAAGGUCCGUGCUCUUGAGGGACAAACGUUGUCCAGCGUGGCUGUCGACUUUCAGGAAGCUGGAUUAUUCUCUUUUUGGAACGGAAACGACACUGCAAUCGACGUAAUGGUCCGCUCGGAGGAGAUCCCAAGAGUCUCUCGAUAUUUGAAACAGAAAGACUUGGAAUACUGGGUGGUCAUCGACGAUCUACAGAAGGAAAUAGACCAAGAGAAUCACGUACUCUCCGAGGAGGAGAUGCUGGAGCUGGAAGGCCGUAAAGCUCGUUACGCUUGGUGGCAGGGAUUCGCGGUCAGAGUGCGUGAUAGAUACUCACGACCUCGUCCUCGUCCUCUUCGUUAUCCUGUAACUAGCGUACGCGGUGGAGGUGGCCCUUGGCAUUUUAGGGGUCAUCGAAUGGAGUGGUCCAGUUACCAUCGUCUUGAGGACAUCCAUACGUACCUCGAUUACCUCGCUGAAACUUUCCCUGAUGUUUGCUCUGUUGUGAGCAUCGGUAACUCCGUCGAAGGAAGACCUCUUAAGGUUUUGAGAAUCAGCAACGGGAAGCAGAACGCACCCGCGUUGUGGAUCGACGGAGGAAUUCACGCUAGAGAAUGGAUCUCUCCAGCGGCUGUCACUUAUAUUAUCGAUUAUCUGGUCGAAAAUAGCGAUAAUCUCGAGACUGAUUACUAUAUUCUGCCAGUUGCCAAUCCUGAUGGAUACGAAUACACUUUCGUCAGGGACCGUUUAUGGCGGAAGAACAGGAAACGCGCGAUAGGCAGCUCGUGUACGGGCGUUGACCUCAACAGAAACUUUGGUUAUCGGUGGGGUGGCAUGGGCACCAGUAAGGAUCCAUGUCGCGAAAUUUACGCGGGUUCUGGACCAUUCUCCGAACCUGAAACCAACGCCAUUAAGAACUUUUUCGAAGCCAGCGCUGCUAAUUUCAAAGCGUACCUGUCGUUCCACAGCUAUGGCCAGUUCAUUCUGUACCCAUGGGGUUAUGACAAACGUGUUCCGCCAGACUACGCCGACCUCGAGAAGGUCGGCAGACAAAUGGCCACAGAGAUGAGGAAAGCUGGUGGCGCUAAUAGUGGUUACACAGUUGGAAACAGCGCUACGGCUUUAUACGCGGCUUCUGGUGGCUCCGAUGAUUGGGCCAAGGCAAUAUUAAAGAUGAAGUACACGUUCACGAUCGAAUUAAGAGACACUGGAAAGCAUGGCUUCGUUCUACCCUCGCGUUACAUCAUUCCAACAGCCAAGGAGGCUCUGGCGGCGGUUUUGGUCGUCGCUGAGGCUUGCAAAACCUUGUAGUCAUCGAGCUUCCUGAGUUAUCAUUUCUACAGUGACUUUCGUUCGCGUUUCUCAUCGAUUGUUUUGUAUAAAUUAUCGGAUACUGCCUGCAUAUCGAACAUAUAAGGUCAUCCCAUAAGUAAUGCAGUUUACCGACGCUGACAUUCGGUGUAAGAAAAUACUUUGUACUUUUAUUUUCUUAUAUCUUUCGGUUAACUUCUGAAUUUCAUCUUCAACAAAUUUUUGAGGUUUUAAAUUAAAAACUCAUUCAGUGUUGAUUUGACAUCAUCAGUAUUGUUGAAAUUUUGAACACAUUUCUGAGAUGCGACACGGAUUAUUUAUGGCAUAACCUGAUAUGAAGUGUUUUUGUACUGUUGAAGGAUAAGAUGAGUGACGAUACUUAUGAAUAUUAUUUAUUGAAUAAC
Hylaeus volcanicus is the source of this 1928-nucleotide messenger RNA. RefSeq names its product carboxypeptidase B-like. Bases 1 to 1524 code for a protein of 507 amino acids. Lineage: Eukaryota; Metazoa; Arthropoda; Insecta; Hymenoptera; Colletidae. The record is from RefSeq and is a predicted model, not a curated record. Gene Ontology annotation, molecular function: metallocarboxypeptidase activity; zinc ion binding. The transcript is spliced from 7 exons. Gene Ontology annotation, biological process: proteolysis.